AUGUGCCCGCUGCGGGUGAUCCUCAUCUUCCUCUCCGCCACCAUCGCCGGCUUCUUCCUCAUCAGGGGACUCAACGCCGAGCCCGACCAGUUCGACGUCGACGCCGACGAGUCGGGAACCCCCAGGGCACCCCUGCCCCUGCAUUCCAAGGUUGGAUCGGCUGUGAAAACAGGGUUCUGGACGAUGGUGGACAUGGCAAGUGGGCGGUACCUCUGGCGCACCCUUGUUGCCCAACCUGCCAAAUCGGAAUCCGAUAAGGCCCGGUGA
This is a messenger RNA of Miscanthus lutarioriparius, 267 nucleotides long. NCBI's taxonomy places the organism in Eukaryota, Viridiplantae, Streptophyta, Magnoliopsida, Poales, Poaceae. The record is from the annotation of a GenBank genome assembly.